CAAGCACAAACAAAAAGGCAGACCGAAAGGGUAACCAGGUAUUCCGUGGUGACGGUAAAAGCAAAAAAGUAAAGAAGAAGAAGAGGAAGAAAAGAAAGUACAGUAUACAGCAGUAGCUAGCUGCUUAGAGGCACACAUGUUUUGCUAGCCGGCGCCAAAUAUUCUUUCUUUCUUUCUUUGCAUAAUUUAUUUUCUUUCACUUUCUCGGUCUUUCUUAACUAAAACCCAGACCCAAACCAAAUUAAAAACCCCAUAACAUUCUCUUCAUUUUAAUACCCUUUUUCACUUCUUCUUUGUCUCUCUCUGUUCUCUUUCUUCUUCUUUUUAUCUCCUGAUUACACUAUAACACACUGCACUGCACUGCUCUUUUUGUGUUUGUGCUUCUUGAUUCUUGAAGAAUCUGAUGAUGGAGAAUGGUUUUUCUUCACCUCGAAGUGAUGCUUUUCCUGCUGGUCUUCGUGUUCUUGUUGUUGAUGAUGAUCCUACUUGGUUAAAAAUUCUUGAAAAAAUGCUCAAAAAGUGCUCUUAUGAAGUGACCACCUGUGGGUUAGCAAGAGAUGCUCUGUACCUGCUUCGUGAGAGGAAAGAUGGAUAUGACAUUGUGAUCAGUGAUGUGAACAUGCCUGAUAUGGAUGGUUUUAAGCUUCUAGAGCAUGUUGGAUUGGAGAUGGAUCUGCCAGUCAUCAUGAUGUCUGUUGAUGGAGAAACAAGUCGGGUAAUGAAAGGUGUUCAGCACGGAGCGUGCGAUUAUCUCCUUAAGCCAAUAAGAAUGAAAGAACUCAGAAAUAUAUGGCAGCAUGUUUUCAGAAAGAAGAUACAUGAAGUUAGAGACAUUGAGAUUUUGGAAGGAAUGGAAAGUAUACAAAUGGCUAGAAUUGGAUCAGAUCACUCUGAUGAUGGCUACUUAUUUUGUGGAGAAGAUCUGACAUCAGUCAAGAAAAGAAAAGAUAUUGAAAACAAGCAUGAUGACAAAGAUGGAGAGAGUUCAACCACAAAGAAAGCUAGAGUAGUUUGGUCUGUAGAUCUUCACCAAAAAUUUGUCAAAGCCGUGAAUCAGAUAGGGCCUGAUAAAGUUGGCCCAAAGAAAAUACUGGACUUGAUGAAUGUGCCAUGGUUGACAAGAGAAAAUGUUGCAAGCCAUUUGCAGAAAUACCGUCUCUAUUUGAGUAGAUUACAAAAGGAAAAUGACUCGAAAACUUCUAUUGGUGGGAUUAAGCAAUCAGAGUCUUCUUUGGGAGAAUCUGCUGGUAGUUUUGGUACUCAAAACUCAAUCAACAUGCAGCAGAAAGAUGUUUCUAAUGGCAACUACGGAUUUUCUGGUAAUAGCUUAUUUGUCCAGAAUACAGAGCCUAGAAACCAUGAGAGUGAGAAAAAAGGCAUUGUUUUAAAGAAUGCUGCAGAAAGCAGAAGAGCUUUAACUGUGGAUAUUCCUGAAACUCGCAAGUCCAGGAGUUCACAGGUGGAAUUUGGCCACUCUUUUAUAUCUACAGCAUCAGAAGUAAACUUUGGAGCAAUUGGUUCAAGCUUUCCAACACAGUACUCUUGGUGUGAGAUUCCACAGAUACAAAUGAAACAAGAACCUAAGCCUCUUCAAUUAGAUGAUGGGUUCAAUAAGCUUCAAUUGCCUGGUCAACAGCAGCACAUUCAAGCUGAUUACCCGCAGCCAGUGCCACCUGUCAUUUCUGGUUCAUCUAUAACUGAAAGAGAUAUAGAUGGUCCUAAAAUUAAGCCCUUGUAUGAGAGCAAGCAGAAUGCUAGCCAUGUAACUUCAACAGGGGGUGCAAUUGACUCUAGCCAUAUUCAAACAAAGACCUUUGUGCCCAAUAACCAAGUUUUUGAGCCCAAUUGCACUAGCACAUCGACCAUAAAAAACCAGGGAUUCAACCCGAAUUGCAUAUCGGACGUGGAAUCUGCACAAAAAAGUGUAAAUUGGGGAAUGUCGCCUUUGGAUGAUGACUUUCAAGUCUGCUGGUUUCAAGGUGAUUAUUAUGCCAUGAAUGUUGGACGCCAAAACAUUGAGCUUCCAGAGAAUUAUGACCCCGGGCUCAUUGCUGAUGUUCCAACACACUUGUAUGACGCAGUCAGGUUUGACUGUGACAGUACUCUCCUCUAUGACCUUACAGAAUAUUCCUUAGUGGAACAAGGUUUGUUUAUUGCAUGACCUUGCUCCAUUGCUCCACCUUUUGUGGAACUUCACCAUUUCCUAUUUAUUUUGAAUGACCAAUCCAUAGAGCCGUCUUUCAAUUCUGUGAAUUGGGACAUUGUUUUGCCCAUCAGCCAUGGCCUCAGAUGCUGAAACAUGUAUAACAGGGGUAGCCACAAACGCUAAGCAUAAUAAGUUUUUGCUUCUUCAGGUUUCUCUAACAUGCUACCUACAUUAUUAGUGUUGUAUAUGUAUGUAUGGUUAAAAGGGGGUGUGCAUAUGGACGCUCGUAGUAACUCUCAUAAUUCCCUGAAAAUUUUGUAUGUAAGCCGCUGGAAGUUGAAUAUAUCAUCUCCCUGAAAAUGUUUUUCUAGCUUUUAA
This is a messenger RNA of Ricinus communis (castor bean), 2524 nucleotides long. RefSeq names its product two-component response regulator ARR11. The transcript is spliced from 5 exons. Lineage: Eukaryota; Viridiplantae; Streptophyta; Magnoliopsida; Malpighiales; Euphorbiaceae. Gene Ontology annotation, molecular function: DNA binding; DNA-binding transcription factor activity. Gene Ontology annotation, biological process: phosphorelay signal transduction system; cytokinin-activated signaling pathway. Bases 404 to 2161 code for a protein of 585 amino acids. The record is from RefSeq and is a predicted model, not a curated record.